UCCUCCCCCUCCAUUCACACUAGUAUUUAGCAUCAGAGACUAGGAUAAAGUUUCCCAAAAAAUUAGGAAAAAACUUCCUGCGGGAGGAAAACUCUGCCAAACUCUACUUUUGGAAGUAGAGGCGCAGUCUCGGGACUUCAGGAGGACAGACAAACCCCCGAAAAACGCACGGAUAUAACGGUCAAACCACGGAUUCAAAGGUGGAGAGCGCGUUUUCUCCUCGACCUUCACAUUUCUUUAAAAAAGAAAUGGAAGAGAGUUCAAGCUCUCCCGUCUCCCCAGUGGACAGCCUGGUGACCAGCGAGGAGGAGUUGGACAGACAACAGAAAAGGUUCGGGAGGAAGAGGAGACACAGUAAAAAGUCGAGCGAGGACAGCAGCAGCCCGAGCUCCGUGAACAAACGGAGCAAAAAGCCGAGCCCGAGCAGCACUCAGUCGUUCGAGGAGCUGCAGAACCAGCGCGUUCUGGCGAACGUCAGGGAGAGGCAACGGACUCAGUCGCUGAACGAAGCGUUCGCGUCUUUGCGCAAAAUCAUCCCCACGCUCCCCUCGGAUAAACUCAGCAAGAUACAGACGCUCAAGCUCGCCUCCAGGUACAUUGAUUUCCUCUGUCAAGUGCUGCAGAGCGACGAGAUGGACAACAAGAUGUCGAGCUGCAGCUACGUCGCGCACGAGAGACUCAGUUACGCCUUUUCGGUGUGGAGGAUGGAGGGCGCGUGGUCGAUGUCUGCGUCCCACUAGCAGCGAGACACGUCCAUACCAUGCCAAACGGACUGUUUACUUCCACUUAUUUUGAAGACACCAAAGGAUUUAUUGAUGAACCUCUAAACCUCAAAGACGUGGCCAUUUGGUGGAUACACCUACGGACUUGAGCAUCCUCACGAAGGACACGACCAAAGGAACUUUCUAUAUACUUAGAGAAAAAGUAGAUGACGUCUCCUGUGUCGUCAAAUACAUUUAAUCUUUUUCACAAGUUAUUCUUAAAUGUCGCUGUGGUGAUAGUACAGGAAGGCCAUCUGUUAUCUGUAUGGAAACUAUAUUUCGUGUUUGUCUCUAAACAGAAGAGUUUAUAUAUAUAUAUAUGAACAAAAAAACUAUUGUACAUAGGCUACCUGUGAGUAUUGUCAGCUUUUUUAAGGGACCAAUGCAAUUUAGAGCAAUACUUUCUUGAAGUAUGCUGCAUGGAUGAAUGCAUACAUUUGAUUUUUCCUAUGCAACAUUUUCGAUUUCCAUCCAUUGUACAUUUUGCUUAUUUAUUAAAACAUAUUUUUGAACAUUUA
Messenger RNA from Megalobrama amblycephala (Wuchang bream), 1279 nucleotides. It is a transcript of the gene twist2, whose product is annotated as twist2. Gene Ontology annotation, molecular function: protein dimerization activity; RNA polymerase II transcription regulatory region sequence-specific DNA binding; DNA-binding transcription factor activity, RNA polymerase II-specific. Lineage: Eukaryota; Metazoa; Chordata; Actinopteri; Cypriniformes; Xenocyprididae. Gene Ontology annotation, biological process: developmental process; regulation of transcription by RNA polymerase II. The record is from RefSeq and is a predicted model, not a curated record. The coding region runs from base 249 to 740 and encodes 163 amino acids. The transcript is spliced from 2 exons.